Molecule: messenger RNA, 705 nt
Organism: Rhinocladiella mackenziei CBS 650.93
Lineage: Eukaryota; Fungi; Ascomycota; Eurotiomycetes; Chaetothyriales; Herpotrichiellaceae
Exons: 2
Coding region: 1-705 (234 amino acids)
Biological process (GO): phospholipid biosynthetic process; inositol biosynthetic process
Cellular component (GO): cytoplasm
Molecular function (GO): inositol-3-phosphate synthase activity
Source: RefSeq, a predicted model, not a curated record
AUGCGACAACUGCUACGGAGUAACACUGAACGUUAUGUCGAUAUCAUCUCUGGUGUCAACGAUACCGCCGAGGACCUGAUCAAAUCCAUUGAGGAAGGCCAUGAAGAAGUCUCCCCAUCUACAGUCUUCGCUGUGGCUUGUAUUCUUGACAAGGUCCCCUUCAUCAAUGGUUCUCCUCAGAACACAUUCGUGCCUGGUGAUAUCGAUCUCGCCGAGAAGCACGGUGCAUUCAUUGGUGGUGAUGACUUCAAGUCUGCUCCCAAACAAUUCCGCUCCAAGGAGAUCUCCAUGAGCAACGUCGUCGAUGACAUGGUUGCAGCCAACACCGUCUUGUACAGGAAAGGCGAGCACCCAGACCACUGCGUAGUGAUCAAGUACAUGCCUGCUGUUGGCGACAACAAACGUGCUCUUGACGAGUAUUACGCUGAAAUCUUCUUGGGUGGUCACCAGACAAUCAGCAUCUUCAAUGUCUGCGAGGAUUCCUUGCUAGCAUCUCCGCUUAUCAUUGAUCUGGCUAUUGUCGCCGAGAUGAUGACGCGUAUCUCUUGGAAGACCGAAUCCGCGAAUGACUACAAGGGUUUCCAGAGCGUCUUGAGCAUCUUGAGCUACAUGCUUAAGCAUGACCUUCCGAGUUUCGACAUUCACAUCGAAACUACCCUUCUUGUGACAUUGGCAAAUCACUACAGAGCUAACCACUAUCGUUGA